Molecule: messenger RNA, 336 nt
Organism: Caenorhabditis elegans
Lineage: Eukaryota; Metazoa; Nematoda; Chromadorea; Rhabditida; Rhabditidae
Gene: T07H3.7
Exons: 4
Coding region: 1-336 (111 amino acids)
Source: RefSeq, marked reviewed
AUGAAAUCCUUGUCUGUAUUUACUUUUAUCAUAUUUUUAACAACUCUAGCAGAGACUUGCAUGCGAACUAUACCACCUGAUGAAGUUUACAUCACUAGUACUCUUCCUCCUGAACAGGAUACUACGCCGGGAAGUCCAGGUACCUCGGCAACAGAUGCCACCCCGACAGAUUCACCGGUGACCCAACCAACUGAACCGUCUACAGUAACUGAUCCUGUUACAGAACCUGUAACGACACCCAUGGCCCCACUGACACCUUGCCAAAUGUGUGAUGGGGAUAGUUUAACUCAAGAUCUUGGAGACCCUGCAAAGCGACCACCGACAAGUUGGAGGUAA